Molecule: messenger RNA, 1593 nt
Organism: Lactuca virosa
Lineage: Eukaryota; Viridiplantae; Streptophyta; Magnoliopsida; Asterales; Asteraceae
Source: the annotation of a GenBank genome assembly
AUGGAGUACAACAUGAUCACGAGCCUCAUAUUCUCCUUACCAAAAUGGUUGUAUUCCCAUAUAUGGCUCUCAGACAUAGCCAUAGGACUCCUUAUUGUCUUCAUCUUCAACUCAAUAGUUCAAAGACUCACCACAAAGGGUCCUAUGACAUGGCCGGUUUUUGGCAUACUUCCAACGGUACUCUUACAUGUGACCCACAUUUAUGAAUGGGGUGGCGAAGCUUUGGUCAAAUCUGGUGGAAGCUUUUACUAUAGAGGUAUGUGGAUGGGUGGUACCUAUGGGAUUGCCACGUGUGAUCCUGAGAAAAUCGAGUACAUACUCAAAACAAAUUUCAAGAACUACCCGAAGGGUAAAGCUUAUAGGGAAAGAUUUUAUGAUUUUCUUGGAGAUGGGAUUUUUAAUGCUGAUGAUGAGUUAUGGAGGCAACAACGUCGUGUGGCUAACUCUGAGAUGCACUCAACUCGCUUCACACAAUUCUCCAUGAACGCCAUCAAAACGUUGGUGCAUGAGAAGUUGUUGAAGCUUUUAGAGGCGAAAAAAGGGUGUGUUAUUGAUUUACAAGAUGUACUUCUUCGUUUCACUUUUGACAAUACUUGUGCUGUGGCAUUUGGUGUUAAUUCGGGGUGUUUGGAAGUUGAAUUACCAGAGAUACCCUUCGCCAAGGCAUUUGAACAAGUGACUUACGCAAGUUUGCUGAGGUUCUUGAUGCCUCCAUAUGUGUGGAAACCAAUGAAGUUUUUCAGAUUAGGGUUUGAGAAAACACUACAUGAAGCUGUCAAAAUUGUGCAUGGUUUUGCUGAGAAAACAGUAAAAGAAAGAAAGAUGGAAUUAUUAGGUAACAAGGAGGCUAUAAAUAACAACUCAAGGUGUGAUCUUUUGUCAAGGCUUAUCAUCAUGGAACAGGAUAGACAAGAAGUGUUUUUUACUGAUAAACUACUUCAAGAUUUCUGCAUAAGUUUCAUCUUAGCAGGUAGAGACACCAGCUCUGUUGGACUAGCAUGGUUCUUUUGGUUAAUUACCAAAAACCCAUCAGUAGAAACUCGAAUACUCGAAGAAAUCCAUCAGAUUUUACAACAAAGAGAAAACCCCAGCAAGGAAAAUCAAGAAAACACAACCUUCACAGAAGAAGAGCUAAAGAAAAUGGUAUAUCUGCAAGCAGCAAUAACAGAAUCCUUACGACUAUACCCUCCUGUCUCAUUUGACCACAAAGAGCCACAAGAAGACGACAUGUUCCCUGAUGGGACCCCAAUCGAAAAGGGUGCACGAAUAGUAUACGUCAUGUAUGGCAUGGCUAGGAUGCCGACCAUAUGGGGUAAAGAUUGUUGUGAAUUUAGGCCUGAAAGAUGGAUCAGAGAUGGUGAAUUCAUCAGCGAAAGCCAGUUCAAAUACACGGUGUUUAAUGCAGGUCCACGGUUAUGUGUGGGCAAAAAGUUUGCAUAUAUGCAGAUGAAAAUGGUGGUUGCUUCGAUUCUAUGGAGGUACACAAUAAAAGUGGUCAAAGGCCAUAAAGUAUGUCCAAAAGUAAACACUACACUCUAUAUGAAACAUGGGUUGUUGGUUACACUGGAGCCUAGGGCCAAGUUCAUAGAUUGA